This is a messenger RNA of Peromyscus maniculatus bairdii (prairie deer mouse), 3215 nucleotides long. It is a transcript of the gene Il9r, whose product is annotated as interleukin 9 receptor. Lineage: Eukaryota; Metazoa; Chordata; Mammalia; Rodentia; Cricetidae. Gene Ontology annotation, molecular function: interleukin-9 receptor activity; interleukin-9 binding. Gene Ontology annotation, cellular component: membrane; external side of plasma membrane. The record is from RefSeq and is a predicted model, not a curated record. Gene Ontology annotation, biological process: cytokine-mediated signaling pathway; immunoglobulin mediated immune response.
AGUCGUUAGACAAAUGUCCACCGUCCCUGUCUGGUGAUGCUCGGUGUCAUGGAGUGAAGUCUUAUCCCUCCUCUGUCUUAUCCCAUUCUCUGGCUUGCAGCAGGCAGUGACAGGCACCUCUCAGCUCCAUGGAGGACAGCAGCUCUGUGAUGUGCUUGUGGUUUCAGAUGUGGGUGGCCCAUGUCCGCCUGCUGAGACUUAUCUCCUGGAUCAGGUAAGGGGCUUUGCAGUUCACGCGAGGACAGUUGGCAGGAAAGUCGCCUCCUGGCUGGGGUUGCCUGCGACUCUCUAUGGCCCUGAGAAGAUGCACCUCAGAAGGUUGGCCCUCGGAGAGGAUGGCAGGGAAACAGGUCCUGGGCUCCUGGUUCCUGGUCUACACCUGCGUCAACUCUUGUGUCUGCUGGGGAGCCUCCAUCCCAGAGCCCGGAGCAGGGCCGCAGGCUGGGACAUUCACCUGCCUCAGCAACAGUAUUUUCAGGAUUGACUGCUCCUGGUCGACUCCAGAGCUGGGCCUGGAACCCAGGGCCUGGCUCCUCUUUACCAGUAACCAGAUGACGGACAUCAGGCACAGGUGCACCUUCUGGGACAGCGUGUGUACCCUCGUGCUGCCUCCGGAGGAGGUGUUGGUGCCGACCGAUAACUUCACCAUCACUCUACACCGGUGUGUCCUGGGGCAGGAGCAGGUCAGCCUGGUGGACUCACAGUUCCUGCCGCAGAGACAUGUUAAACUGGACCCUCCCUCGGAUCUGCAGAGCAAUGUCAGCUCCGAGCGCUGUGUCCUGACCUGGAGCAUAGAUUUUGCUCUGGAGCCCUGGAGCACACUCCUCAGCUAUGAGCUGGCCUUCAAGAAGCAGGAAGAGGCCUGGGAGGAGGCCCGGCACAAGGACCGUAUUGUUGGAGUGACCUGGCUCAGCCUUGAAGCCGUCGAACUGAAUCCUGGUUCCAUCUACGAGGCCAGACUGCGUGUCCAGAUGACUUUGUUGGAGAAUGGGAACACGGUAGAAGGGGAGUAUCAUAAGAGCCACUGGAGUGAGUGGAGCCAGCCAGUGUCCUUCCCUUCUCCCCGGAGAUGGAGACAGGGUCUCCUGCUCCCGUCCUGGCCGUGGUCGAAUAGCAUCCUGGUUACUGUGUCCAUCUUUCUUCUGCUGACCGGCCUUAUCCACCUUCUGUUCAAGCUGUCACCCAGGGUGAAGAGGAUCAUCUACCAGAAUGUCCCCUCCCCGGCAGCCUUCUUCCAUCCUCUCUACAGUGUGUACAACGGGGACUUCCAGACCUGGACCCAUAGAGCCGGACCACAACCAAGACAGAGUGGUGUCAGCACUCCAUCAGGAGGCUCAGAGUCCAGCAUCUGGGAGGCCAUCACAACGCUCACCUACAGUCCAGCAUGCCCUGCGCCAUUUUCCAGCCUGGAGUGGGAAGGCACAGGCCCUGGCUUCCCAGGGCCCCCAAGCUUAGAGCAUGUGCUGCCAUCAGGGUGUCUGGAGUUGGAAGGACAGCCAUCUGCCUACCUGCCCCAGGAGGUCUGGGCCCCUGUGGGCUCUGUCAGGCCCCCUCGUCUAGACUCAGACGGAGGAGGCAGCAACUAUUGCAUCUUGGACUGUUGUGAGGAGGGCCACCCCUCAGCAUUGCCAGAACACACCCAGAGCCCUGGGCUCACACAGGCCCAGCCUGUGGCCUUUCCUGUGUCCAGCAGGGCCUGACACCUACCGAGGAAUGUGAGCAUUUUCCUCUCUUUCCCCUCGGACGGCACCAGACUCAGCCUCAGCUGGAUGCACCAUUUCUGUUUUGGGAGGUGAACUAAAGAUUCUGGGACUGACCCUCAGGUGGGUGUGGGACUCCAGAGAGGAGGCAGCCAGCCGUGCAUUGGUCAGAGGCUGUGUGACAGAUGGAAGCAGCAGCAGGGCUGUACCUCACCGCUCUGCUCGGCCCUGUGGCGGGGAGGCCUCCACACUCAGUACCUCAGCAUCAGGCUUCCCUCUCCCUCUUUCUGGCUUUGUCCCGGUCCUGAAAACAGGGCGUGACAGGGUUAGCCUGGGCCAAGGGGACGCCGCUGAGACAACGUGAACAGGUGAAGUGUGUCCUUUUUCUGUCCCUUCCUGAAGUGCCUUCCCCACUAAGACUGAAAGUGAUGUUUUUGACUGUUCCAGACUGUGGGUGGCUGCUGGGGUUGGGGAGAAUGGCGGAGCUUUGAGGAAGUGGGGUUGUCCAUCUCUGAGGUCAGCAGGAUGGAGCCCCACUGAAUGGUUCAAAGAAGUCUCACCCAUCUGUAUGAAUUACUUUUCUGUUGCUGUGGUAAGCCACCACGGCCAAAAGUGACUUACAGAAGAAAGAAUUUAUUUUGAGGUUCCAGAGGGAUGGGAAUACAUCGCGGUGCAGAGGCGUGGCGGUGAGUGGCGGUUAGUGGCUGGCACAGCGGCAGGAGCAGGGAGCCGAGAGCUCACAUCUUAACCAAAAGCAUGAAGCAGAGCGGAAGCGACCUUUUAUUCGCCAAGCAAGGCUCCACCUCCUGAAGGUUCCACAACCUCUCCAAACCAUGCCACCAAAUGAGGACCAAGUGUUCAAAUGUCUGAGCCUAUGGGGACGUUCUCAUUCAAACCGCCACACGCCCUCCUGCCCCCAGCCUUCUGCUGUUCCUAGGAGGAAAACUGAAGCCAGGGCCACUCGAUGGAGACUGUUCCUCAGCAGCUGUGGCCUGUGAGGGGCACCGAUACCCCGCUGCCUUGUGGGGCGGUCCAGAGGGAAGGAUGGGUAGACAGAAUCUGACUGCUACUUUCCUAGGCCUGCCCUAACAGAGUGCCAGGGACCGGGUGGCUACUACUAUAGAUUCAUUUUCUCUGAAGUUCAGGGGCCUGGAAUGGAGAUGCCAAGAAGGCCAUGCUUCUCUUGGGGGGAAGGUUGGUUUCAAGUCUUGCUUCACAUUCUUCCUUCUGAACAACCUCUUCCAUACUGAGACUAGAUGCUGCCUACCCCAGUGGCUGGCAGAGUCUGCCUCAGACCCUUGCGUGCAAGCAGAGAUUGUGAUCCAGUGGGCAGAAACUUAGGCUGAGCGGGUGGAUAAGUUUGUACAGAUUUGGGGCCUGAAGGCACUGACCCUUCAGGAGUCCUCCUGAUACUUGGAGGUUUUUUAAAGGGUAAGCAUGGAAACAAUGGUGUGAACUGUGAAGAUGAUGUCUGAGGCCAGAACAGUGUGCAAGGGAUAGCCAAACUCCUGCACG